AUCAGUCACAUAAAACUUUCACCUUCUCACAUGUUCACACACUUUAGCUGACAGGAUGAAGCUCUACACACUCCAUACACUCACAGCGCUGUGCUCAGUGUUGUGUUGGUGUGUGUUUACAGUACAGAGGGUGGAGUCUAACGAUGUCCUCCCAGCUCCAACUCUUUCGUUUGACUCCAAUGUGAACCAGAGCUCAAUCACACUGUACUCAAACAUAAUAGUUUUGUGCACAAUUCCUAACAAUGCGAAGUUGCCUGUAGAGAUUUGUCUCUCUAAAGCUGACACUGCACACACUUCGACUCCCUUUACGUCCACAAAACAAUUCAGGCUAAAAGAGGCGAGAUUCUCGCUCAAAGUGACGCCUGACCUCGAGGGGUCUUUGGUCUGCUGGUACAGUGGCAUCUCGUCCAAAGUUCAGUCUCAGUUCAGUGAGCGCCUCAACAUCACCAUCUCUGGUCUAUCUGACCCCAUAAUGUUGCUUAUUCCCACUGCAUUUCCUGUGGGGGGGAAGUACAUUGCUCAGUGUGAGACACCAACGAAAGGCUACGAAAACACCACGCUGAAACUGUACGACCGUCUCCUCCCGAUCCGCCUCGGCAAGGAGAACUUUGACUACAUCGGAUCACGAGUUCUCCUCCCGGGAGACUGGGGAGCCGCAUUACAUAGAACAAAUGCCGGAGAAACAUACGAGUAUAUCUGUGAAAUGGAAGUGUUCUUGAACGGGAGAACCUUACGCUCCACAUCCGAAAUCCUUACAGCCAUGCCAGAGGAGCUCCCGGUUCGUCUGAUUCCCAAAGAUUCAGGUCAGGGGAGCUGUUAUGGCUAUGCAUUUCUCAAAGUGAGAGCUGACUGGAGACCUUUAUGUUUUGACUACACGUUCUACGGCACUGUCAAUGUGGCGAAUGUCAUCUGCAGAGAGCUAGGCUGUGGGUCUGCGAUAAACUACGAGAAGAUUAGUUUUAAAUCUCCAGAUGCUAUAGGAACACCGAACUGCACAGGAAAUGAGAAGAAGGUUGCAGAGUGUCCUCUAGUUUUAAAUUACUGUAACCAAGGAACACUCAACGUCAUCUGCUCAGCGACUCUUUUUCCUCCGAAGCUCUCUGUGUCAGAACACGGUCCUGUUUCACGGAUCUACAUCAGGACCGGAGAAUCUCUGACCCUCACAUGCAUUUUUGAGUCUUCCGUAAACGAUCCUGCUUACAUCACCUUCACACGCAACGGAAAGGGGAUUUACACUACUAGCGCCCGACCCGGAUACACAGAGAGAUAUACUAUAUAUGACACAGUGCCUGACGGAGAGUACGCCUGCUCCGUACGAUCCGGCACGUACAAGACAGAAAACAGCAACGUGAUAGGCAUCUACAUUUACGAUCCUCCGCCUGCUGGAGCAGUUGCUGGUGGUGUCAUCACCACACUUCUAGGUGUAUUAAUCCUCGUCCUGCUCUGUGUUUGUAGAGCCGGUUCUGAGUAAGUGAAGGUCACUGGACCAAGAUCCGAGUCACCUCAGAGUUGCUCUAAUAUUAAUCUUGAAAUUUUGUAUUAUAUUAAUCUUUAUAUUAUUCUUUAUAGUAACCUUUUGUUCGAUAUUUUUGUCCUAUAAAAGCUGCGUUGAAACAAUGUCAAUUGUUAAAAGUGCUAUACAAAUAAAAUUGAAUUGAAUUGAA
Tachysurus fulvidraco (yellow catfish) is the source of this 1664-nucleotide messenger RNA. RefSeq lists its product as uncharacterized. The record is from RefSeq and is a predicted model, not a curated record. The transcript is spliced from 8 exons. Gene Ontology annotation, cellular component: membrane. Bases 56 to 1471 code for a protein of 471 amino acids. NCBI's taxonomy places the organism in Eukaryota, Metazoa, Chordata, Actinopteri, Siluriformes, Bagridae.